GUCCUCCUCCCGCCCGCGGCCGUCCCUCCUCCUCCUCCGUCGCCCUCAAACACUCACAGCGCUUCUGCUCACACCGCUCGUUUUCUGCGAUGCGGCGCAAGCUCUUUCUUUCAUCCCUCCUUCGCCACUUCCAAACCCUAGCCGCUCCUCCUACCAACGUCUCCGGCAGCCGCCCAUACUCCACAACCUUAUUUAUUAGUCGAUUCGGUUCCCACGACCGCGAUUUAUGGUCUAAGUGCUACUCCUCGGUAGCUUCCCAAUCUCGCUUCUUCCAAGAUGAGAAGCAGGGUUACUUCCCUUCGAGAUACUCCGAGGACGCGAAGAAAGGAAGAUUGGUCCCCGUUAAUGCCUAUUUUCUGUCUACCAGGUCUAUUUCUCGAUUCAGUAUGCACGUUUGGCCCUCUGUUUCUUGUUUGCUAUCAUUGCUGCAUGGAUUAUUCGGUUUCUUGAUCCAAAUUGUAGUGUUGAUUUGAAAAGCUUGAGGGCGCAGAAUGCGUUCAACCUCAUUUCUCUGGCUUCUCGUUUCAGUGACUGUGUCAUUCUUAGAUUCUACGAUAAUAACUUCAAGUUCGAGAGUGAUCCUCAGACUAUUCAGUAGUUGAAAUUCCAACUUUGAAGACGUGGAUGAAAGGUGGACUCGACCAUAUUAUGCUUAAAAGUUUGAGUGUUGAUGGCAUUCACACCAUUGCAAGUGUUCUUGGUCAAAGCAUUGCCUUAGAUUACUUUAUUCGGCAGGUACCUCAGCUGCCUUUCAAAAUGUCAAAUGCAUCAUUUUCUGUAUUCUAAAAGAUUAUCUACCUUGUCUUGAUGGAAUGUUUUAGUGUUCUAAAAAAUUAUAUCUUACCUAGUUACCUUGUCUUGGUUCGGUUGAUGUAAUGGUGGAACUAUUUAGCAAUAUAAAUCAGGAAAUGGAGAAAACAGGUCAUUUUAGGUUGAAGAACAAAAUGCUUUUGCAAUUAGUUGGAAAAGCAAAUUCUAUUUUGGAAGCAGUUAUUCUAAAGCUCAAGCUUUUUGACAGGCCAGAGAUUGCUUGGAAGAAUGCUAAUUACGCCCAGAUAUGGGAGUAUCUUCGUGAUGAUUUUGAGUUGACAAAUCGAUUUGGUAGCCUCCAUUUCAAGUUGGAGUUCGUGGAGGUGUCCAGACUCCAAACCUUUAUGAUCUGUUUACUCCAAAGCACAGAUGAAGAACGCAAAGGAAUGAACGGUGGAAAACUUAACUCAGUAGCAAAAGAUCUAAGGGAAAGGAAUCAUAGAGUAAGACAACAGCGGCGUCGGUGGCUCGAUGCUCUCCACCGUAGCGCUCUUGAGGACCUCCGAGGACGACAAAGACAAAGCAAACACAUAAUCGAACGCGUCGGCGGGUGCCUGAUGACUCGGCUGCGCCUCCAAUGGACUAACACAGGCUAGCUGCUGGAGCUCCCCAGAGAUGUCAGAGUUGAAGCUAGAACAGGUGGAGAAAGCCUGAGAGAGCUCGAGUAUCUUGGACUCAAAUUCCGUGGACUUGGCAUCAGAAGGGCGAGGGGGCCGACGGCGAGCUGCUGAAGCUGGAAGUACAGAGUCGGUCAAAUUCUCGGAGACAGUGGCCGAGCACGACGGCGGAGGAGCGCCAGGCAUUGAAUCGUUCCGAAGAGGUUGGAGCAAACGUACUCAUGGACCAGCCAAGAGAACGCUGGAUUUGCGAUGGACUCGAGGAUGAGUUGGCGAGAGAGAUCAUGAUGGUGGAAGAGGAGCCUGUCAUUAGAAGGAAGGAAGUGGAAGAGGGGAAUAACGGUCGUGGAGCAAGCCGGAGGGGAUGUUGGAGGCGGCGCCGCUACAAUUGCGAAGGAGCGACAGCUUCCAUUCGGCGAGUGUACAAGGAGAAGGCGAGGGAGAUUGGCUCGCCUCUUGCUUCCGUCCAAUUUCGAGGGGAUGAAAAAAUGGCUAAAAAUGAUCAACUGACGCAUUUGAAAUCUGUCCGUCAAUAAUUUUUUUAUAGGUAAACAUGAGAAAUGAUCUCGAAUCUCGUACUAUCCAUCCUUUUACUGAUCCAUACUUCGAGGUAAACACUCGAUUAGUUUUGGAGAUGAGCGGCUCUCCCUACUGCACUUGAAU
Zingiber officinale is the source of this 2090-nucleotide messenger RNA. Its product is annotated as protein RETARDED ROOT GROWTH-LIKE-like. Lineage: Eukaryota; Viridiplantae; Streptophyta; Magnoliopsida; Zingiberales; Zingiberaceae. The transcript is spliced from 4 exons. The coding region runs from base 876 to 1406 and encodes 176 amino acids. The record is from RefSeq and is a predicted model, not a curated record.